This is a messenger RNA of Corythoichthys intestinalis (scribbled pipefish), 4649 nucleotides long. It is a transcript of the gene tmem102, whose product is annotated as transmembrane protein 102. The record is from RefSeq and is a predicted model, not a curated record. The transcript has 6 exons. NCBI's taxonomy places the organism in Eukaryota, Metazoa, Chordata, Actinopteri, Syngnathiformes, Syngnathidae. The coding region runs from base 100 to 1638 and encodes 512 amino acids.
CUCCCCGGGUAAGGAGCGCCGUUUUCCGGGCAGGCGGCGCUGAGGACCCGUUGGAGAUGACAGCUGAGGAGGGCGGAUUGAAACGCAACCUAAACCGAGAUGGAGUCCUUGAUGAGUGCUGUGUCACCUCGCUCGUCGGCGCCUGGCAAGAAAACUCCUGAGGUGGAUUUUCGGUCAGGCGCCACCCUGGAGCAGCUGUCCAGCCAAGUGUCGGAGUUGGUCCUACUGGAGCAAAGCGGCUUCGGGGACCAGACCGCCUUGGAGGUCCACACGGCAAAGGAUUUAAUUUUUAAUAUGUUAGGUUUAGUCCAGAAAGUGGAUCAGCGCCUCCCAGUGGCCAACGAGUACUUGCUACUGUCCGGAGGGGCCCGAGAAGGCGUCUUGGACCUGAACCCGGAGGACUUGGGUAAUUACGCCAAAGGUGCCGACUUUGACCUGGACUUCACCCUGCUGGUGCCGGCCCUCAAGCUCCAUGACCGCAACCAGCCAGUCACCCUGGAUAUGAGGCACUCGCCCCCGUGCCACUCGUGGCUCAGCCUGCGCCUGUGCGACUCCAACAUCCUUUCCCGAUGGAGCAUCUGUUGCCAGGAGGAGAGCGGAGUUCCUGCUGAGGAGGAGGAGGACGAGGACGACGAAGGAAAAGGCUCCAUACCGUCGCUGGACUCCCCUCAGUCUCUCGAUGGGUGCUACUUCUCCCCUGCUUUGGUGACCGACUGGUUCUGGGGGGUAGUGAGCGAGGCAGUGGAGGAGUUGCGCAGAAGCCCCCAGAGAGGCAUUCCCACCCCCGAGCGACUGGAGAGGAACGGGCCACUCGCGACUGUCAUCCUCCAGGCGGGUUCCAGCAGGGUUCUGUACGACCUUCUGCCCGUAGUGUCGUUCCGGGGCUGGCCGGCCGUGGCUCAAGGCUGGCUGACGGCUAACCACUUCUGGGAUGGGAAAAUCACAGAGGAGGAGGCCAUAUCAGGUUUCUACCUGUUGCCGUGUUGCUCGCCUCUGGCGGGGCGGCCCGACAGGGAAUGGAGACUCGCCUUCUCCCGCAGCGAGGUACAGUUGAAGAAGUGCAUCCCGUUCCCUAUGGCGCAGGCUUUCCAAGCGGCUAAAGCGGUGCUGACUCGCAUCCUGGCGCGCCCUCGCGUGGGCCUAAGCCUCUACCACCUACGCACUCUCCUCUUCUGGGCGUGCGAUCGGCUUCCCUCCGCCUUCCUGUCAUGCCCCGACUCGGAGACCCCCGGCCGGCUCCUCCUGGGUCUCCUGGACGACCUGGCGCAUUGCAUCCUGAGCAAAAACUGCCCAAACUACUUCUUGCCGCAGUGCAACAUGCUGGAGCACUUGACGGACAGCCAGGCUCUCCUGCUGGCCCGUAAACUGGCCCACGUGCGUUCCGAUCCCAGCGAGCACCUGCGGGCCGCUCUGGACCAAGCCCGACAGGCGGGUCAGCUCAAGAAGGAGCUGUCGAGCGGCGCCAACGGCUCUCCGGGACAUCACCACGUCAACGGGGUCCUCUCGCCUUCCGAUGAUAAACUCGCCCAGCGUCUGCAGCAGCUGGUCACCGAAAACCCGGGGAAAUCCAUCUCGGUCUUUCUCAACCCGGACGACGUCACGCGUCCGCACUUCCGCAUCGACGACAAGUUCUACUGACCAAUGAUUAGAACGCCUCGUAGCCUCCCGAGACGAAAGGUCGUCUGAUUUUUCCUCUUUCCGUUUCACGAUCAGAAUCAAAGUCCGCGAAACACGAGGAUGAUGUAACUGAAUGUAACUUUACGGGAGAGAACCGCCACGUCUUUUAUCACGAGCUCCCAACGAUAAUUUUCUCAGGUACCGAGAAUCCUUAUAUUGCGAAACGGAAGCGUCAUUGGACAAGCGAAUGUACCAAAGACAAGCAAACGCGCAGCAAUCGCAGAUUUGAAGUUCUCUUCAAUGACCAACUUUGCUCAUCUGUUCUUAAAGGGAACCAAGGACAGAAACACUUGUAGUUCUUAAAAGAUAAAUGUUAGUAUGAGUUAUUAUUUGAGUCUUUGGAAAAGACCAAAAUAGUGUUAUUCAGUUUUUUUUUUAAUGGGAUUUCUUCGGCUCACGCACAGCCUGAAUCGUUUGACCGAUCGGCACCGUUUGAAUAUUGAAACGACCGGAAUUUUGCGCGACGCAGGGACUUUUUUGAACGAGCCCGAAAAAUUUUCCGUUCGCCCGUAAACGGCGAUUUUCCACCGAUUUUUCGGGAAAAAAAUUCAAAAUGUAUCUAGUCCUGCAGUUUUUGACCAAAUCACAUAAUUUUGGCUUUAAAAAAUUCGGGAAAAAAUUACGGUUCCCUGGAAAUUUGCCAAAAACUUCCCCAUUCAUUUUUAAUGGGAUGCAAGUUUCCCUUUCACUUCCAAUGAAAUUUACAUUGCAUUGAGGCCAUUGACGGCCAUGUAUGUCAAAUCUAUUAAUGCCAAUGCCACUGACGGCUAUGGACGUCCAAAUUUCCCAUUCAUUUCCAAUGGCAUUAACAUUGCAUUGAGGCCAAUUUAGACAGAUGCCAUUGACGGCCAUGUACGUCAAUUUCAUUGAUGCCAAUGUACUUGGAUUCCAUUGACACAUAUGGAUGUCCAAAUUUCCCCAAAUCAACAAGAAAUGACCAGAUAUCAAUAGGACAUGCCCCCCCAAAUGUUCCCAAAUGACCCAAUAUGACCAGGACAAACCCCCAAAAUGUUCCCAAAUGACCUGACAGGACCCCCCCCCCCCCCAAAUGUCCCCAAAAGACCUGAUGUGACCACGACACGCCCCCCAAAUGUUCCCAAAUUACCUGAUAUGACCGGGACACGCUCCCCCAAAUGUCCUCAAAUGACCUGAUAUGACUAGGACGCCCCCCCAAAUGUCUCCAAAUGACCCGAUAUGACCCCAAAUGACCUAGACAUGUCCCCAAAAUGUCCCCAAAUCAACAGGAAGUGACCUGAUAUUGUCCCCGAAAUUUCCCCAAACCAACCUGGGCGGGGCUAAGAUCUGUAUCUCCACACAGCAAAGACCCAGAGUAAUUUCUCCAGAAAAUGCAGUUUCUAGUAAUAAUUUGAUAUUCAAACCUCUCAACCUCGCCAUUGUGGUGGACGACGCAAUUCACCCUGGGAGGUGAAGGCACUGGCCGGCGUUAGCACGUUAGCUACAUUCACAUGUCGUCGCUUCUGCCUUUCCAAUUUCAACCUGAGUGGAAAACUGAUGAGCAGGACAGCACUGUCGAUAUUUCACAAAACGAGCAGCAAAAGCAAUUGAAUGAAGAUCUCCAACGGGAUUCGAACCCGUGUUUCCCGUGCAACAGAUAAGCAUGUUGACCACAGGACUAUACUUCGUCUUGGCGAUGGAUUCAUGAAAAAAAUCCCGAGGGAAAACCGUGGCGAGAGGCAGACAAACGCAAAAAACAAGGCAGUGAUGCAAUGAAAGGAUUGGCAGCAAGUCAAUAUCUCGGCAAGACGCCUAGGAUCGAUUUAACGACACUGCUAAUGAGCUGGAAUUGGAUGCAGGUUGGGAACUCAACCCACAGCUCUCUAACAAAACAAUCAGCGGAAAAACAAAAUCAUGCAAGUCGUCUUGCUAGCUUCGCUUGUUAGCUAGCUAGCACAGCUAUUCUCCCAGUCCAGCCCAACUGCGUCAUCACCCCCAGUGUGCAUUCCGUGCGUAAAACAUGGACUAAAUAUUAUAGAUUUUUAAAUCAAUGGCAAAUAUAAAUGUGUUUCUAAUAACAUUUUAGUAAAAGAAAACAAUUGUGUCUUAUUAAAACCUACAAGUCCAAGUCCGAGGUUCUCUUUAAAUCUCACGGCUGUCUUUCGUAUUGUGAAAAAAAACUCGUUUUUCCCAAGUACUACGGAAGAAGUAAAGGAACAGACUGUGAAGGACUUCCAUUUUUGUAUUAAAGAGAUAAAUGAUUCCUACCCUAGCGAUUGCAGCGCACUGUAAAUUAAUCUGACAACGGACGAAAUUUGUCUAGCGAAAGCCUUCCAUGUUUUUGAAAGAUGACAUAUUUUUCAAGUGACUAAUUGUGUGUUCUUUGAACAAAGCUGCUGUUUCUCUAAAAGUUGGAUGUGUCGACUGCUGAAUUGUCUAAGCUGCUCUCAGUGUGCAUGUGUGUAAUGAAGCUGAGGGACUACCAAAGUGCAGAAUUUUGACUGAAAAAUAUCAAUGCGGUGGUACGUGCAGAAGAGUUGAUAAACUGCAGUUCUAGCAUGAAAGUAUCUGCUAUUUUCUGUGUCAUUUUGCUGCUUUUUACUCAAAACUGCUAAAUAUUUCUCAACUUAAGUGCUAAUUACUACGAUUAUUCUAAUGUUGGGCUAUAACAUGACUGAUUAAAUGUAUUUAUUACUUUAUUCUGAGGGCUUUCUAUUGAUUGGUUUCAGCCUAAAUCGUUCAAUAAAUGACCAUUUGUAUCAAAGUGUUUUAUUUUUAUUUAUUUUUUAAAAUCAUUGUAUUGGUGACAGAGAAAACAAACCACACUCAAAUGUGAGGUAUUUUUAUCAAACUGCAUUGUAGGUAGGGACGUAACACGAGCAACUUUUCAGGAUGCUCAAAUUGCCCCUACCAACUUUUAAGCAACCGUAUUUGCAUUAUAUAAUGAGUUCAAUUAUAUAGGUAAUUUAGAUUGUCUUCCUAUAUGUUGAAAGGAUAGAACUGACCCUACCAUUAUU